GAAAUGUCUAAACCCUGCCUUCUAAGACAAACGUCGCCGUUUUGUAGUUUUCAUCUUAAACCCUAAACCCUCUUUAUUGUUUACCUCACUGAAAGAGGAGCAGAACUGAAGGUGAAGAGAAUAUGAUGAUCAGAACCAGAGUUCUCAAUCCAUCAAAGCUCAAAUCCCUGUCUUCUCUAUCCCUCUUCUCCACUCAAGCUUUUGCUUCGACGACAGAACCUUCAACCUCACAUUCGAACAUUUUGGCACCAAUAAAACCUCGAAACCCCUGCAAAAAUGGACAUUUUCUCUUCCUCACCUCCCCUUCCUCUGUACAGUCAACAGGCACGACAUCGCCGUCAAAUCAGCAACAAAAGCGCUCGUCUUCAAAAGCUUUGCCCUUGACCCGGGAUGGGAAUUUUGAUGAAGAAACUUCACACAACACGGUUUGCCCUGGAUGUGGAAUUCACAUGCAGGACUCAGAUCCUAAGCACCCGGGCUUCUUUAUCAAGCCGUCCUCUAAGGCCAAGGACCCAGUUCUAAAAAAGGGAAGCCGCUAUCUGGUUCCUGUAUCAACGGAACCCGAAUUCACUGCUUCCCUUAAGAAAGGUCUCGUUUUGGAGCAAGAUGGCGAAAGCCCCGGGCUUGAAGGAGAAACCGCAGAUGGAGAAAAGCACGAGAAGCCCGUGGUUUGUGCAAGAUGUCAUUCGUUGCGCCACUAUGGCAAGGUGAAGGAUCCGACGGCGGAGAAUCUGUUGCCAGAGUUUGACUUCGAUCACACUGUUGGCAGGAGACUGGCAUCUGUUUCUGGGGCCCGGUCUGUGGUGUUACUCGUCGUUGAUGCAUCAGAUUUUGAUGGGUCUUUCCCGAGGAAAGUAGCAAAACUAGUGUCAGCUGUUGCCGAUGAGAAUUGGACUGCUUGGAAAAAAGGGAAGUCCGGAAAUGUACCAAGGAUUGUGCUUGUAGUUACCAAGCUUGAUCUUUUGCCUAGUUCAAUAUCCCCUACAGGAUUUGAGCAUUGGGUAAGGCAGAGAGCUAGGGAGGGUGGAGCCAGUAGGAUUGCCAAAUUGCAUUUUGUGAGUCCAGUUAGGGACUGGGGAGUGAAGAGUUUGGUGGAGGAUAUAGUGGAGAUGGCAGGGCCUAGAGGCACAGUGUGGGCUGUGGGGGCCCAAAAUGCAGGGAAGAGUACACUGAUAAAUGCUAUUGCGAAGACUGUUGGUGGAAAGGUUGGUUUUUUGACAGAGGCACCAGUUCCCGGGACUACUCUGGGGAUAGUAAGGGUGGAAGGGGUGCUGCCAGGGCAGGCAAAGUUGUUUGAUACACCAGGGUUGUUAAAUCCGCAGCAGAUUACAACUAGGCUGACUAGGGAGGAGCAGAAACUUGUUUAUGUUGGUAAGGAGUUGAAACCAAGGACUUAUAGGCUCAAGGUUGGUCAUACAGUUCAUAUUGCUGGUCUAAUGAGGCUGGAUAUUGACGAGUUAUCUGUAGAAUCUAUGUAUGUAACUGUCUGGGCAUCUCCUUAUCUCCCAUUACAUAUGGGGAGAACAGAAAGUGCACAGAGAAUACUAGAGGAGCAUUUUGGUCAUCAGUUACAGCCACCAAUUGGUGAGAAAAGAGUAAAAGAGCUUGGAAACUGGGUGAGAAAGGAAUUCCGUGUUUCUGGUAGCAGCUGGGAUUCAAGUUCAGCAGAUAUUGCCGCUGCUGGUCUUGGUUGGUUUGCUCUUGGACUUAAAGGGGAGGCAGUUUUAGGUGUUUGGACCUAUGAGGGAGUUGAUGUUGUUCUUCGUAAUCCUUUGAUUCCUUUUAGAGCAGAGAUUUUUGAAGAAGCAGGAUUUACAGUCUCAAAAAUUGUCUCCAAGGCUGACCAAGCUUUAAACAAGUCCCACAGGCAAAGUAAAAGGAAAGAGAGUGAACAACAGACAGUUACCCCUGUGGAAUCAACAGCAUCAACAGCUAAUUCGAGCCCAACUUCUUGCUAAGGCUGCCGAAUAUGGUACUUGAAAAAUGUAGCAUCAACCUUUGCUAGAUGAAAGAGAAAAGUUAACUAGACGGAAGCCACAUUUGGCUAGUUUUGCACCUUUCCUAUUGGUGAUGGGACAUCCUUCUUUUGGUGCUUCCCAAUAAACAUGACGGAUUUACAAUAAGGGGCAAUGGGGCCUCCUACCCAGACGGGGACACAGAAUCAAUAGGACAUACGACAGCAUAUUUGGAAAGUCUUACAGCAUUCUUGGAUCGAGAGCAAAAGAUUGAGCCGAAGUUUCAAUUUAUUUUCUUCUGUACUCUCCAUUUCUUUUGAUUUUUAAACCGUACAUGCUACAAAUGUUAUGUUGAUGUGCAUUAUUCAUGGAUUUUUUUUUUUUAAGUUAAUGAAAUUAUCUAGCAUUA
Messenger RNA from Rubroshorea leprosula, 2364 nucleotides. The record is from the annotation of a GenBank genome assembly. Lineage: Eukaryota; Viridiplantae; Streptophyta; Magnoliopsida; Malvales; Dipterocarpaceae.